UAUUCGCAGCAACCGCAACUGCGCGCUGUUCAAUUUAACCUAAAAUUUGAAUCAUCAAACACUCAGUUUAUUAAAUUUUUUUCAUACCCAAUAAAUACAUAAGUAAGUAAGUAAAUUUGUUUAAUAAAUUAACACCAUGGGUAUUUUAGGCUUAUCAAAAGUAAUCGCUGAUAUCGCGCCUAGUGCGAUAAAAGAAAACGAAUUAAAAAAUUAUUUCGGUCGCAAGGUAGCUAUAGAUGCAUCCAUGUGUCUGUACCAGUUCCUGAUAGCAGUGAGAAGUGAAGGAGCGCAGUUGACAUCAGCUGAUGGGGAGACUACCAGUCACUUGAUGGGAAUGUUCUACAGAACCAUCAGGCUCGUUGACAAUGGAGUAAAGCCCCUGUAUGUUUUCGAUGGUAAGCCGCCUAAUUUGAAAGGUGGAGAACUUGUUAAGCGUGCGGAGAAACGGGAGGAAGCUCAGAAAGCUCUUGAAGCUGCUGAGGAAGCUGGUAAUGUUGAAGAUAUCGAUAGAUUCAACAGGCGGCUGGUCAAAGUUACCACAGCCCAUGCUGAGGAAGCCAAGCAGCUUCUGACUUUGAUGGGAAUCCCCCAUGUCACUGCUCCAUGUGAAGCUGAAGCCCAGUGUGCCGAGUUAGUAAAGUCGGGCAAAGUAUACGCAACAGCAACUGAAGAUAUGGAUGCUCUGACAUUUGGUAGCAACAUUUUGUUACGUCGGUUGACUUUCUCUGAAGCCAGGAAAAUGCCUGUUCAGGAAAUUCACCUCGACAGAGUCCUCGCGGAUAUGGAGUUGAACAAAGAAGAGUUCACUGACUUAUGUAUCAUGCUGGGAUGUGACUACACAGGAAGCAUAAAAGGUAUUGGUCCUAAAAGAGCAGUCGAGCUGAUAAAAACCCAUCGUUCGUUAGAAAAAAUACUUGAAAACAUUGAUACCAAAAAGUAUCCAGUACCUGAAAACUGGAACUACAAGGAAGCGAGAGAAUUAUUUUUAAAUCCGGAAAUUACCAAGGCCGAGGAUCUUGAUUUCAAGUGGAGCGAACCUGACGUAGAAGGUCUUGUUAAGUUUAUGUGCGGAGACAAGCAGUUUGCUGAAGACAGAAUCAGGAAUGGAUGCAAGAAACUCAUGAAAGCCAAAGGAGCGUCCACUCAGGGACGACUGGACUCCUUCUUCACAAUAAUUCCCAGCACGACUCCUUCUAAGCGCAAGGCGGAAGAGAAAAAGGGUCCAGCAAAAAGAGGUAGAGGUGCUGGAGGCAGUAAAUUCCGCGGUAAACCUAAAUAAUUAUUUUAAAAAGUCCAAUCGCAUUCCUUAUUUAAUUUUUUGUACCGAAUUAUUCAUUAUGACUUUUUGUUUUUUCAAAUUUAAAUUAAUUAUUUAAAUAAAAUAAAUAAAUAA
Molecule: messenger RNA, 1393 nt
Organism: Microplitis demolitor
Lineage: Eukaryota; Metazoa; Arthropoda; Insecta; Hymenoptera; Braconidae
Gene: Fen1
Product: flap endonuclease 1
Exons: 4
Coding region: 137-1279 (380 amino acids)
Cellular component (GO): nucleus
Molecular function (GO): RNA-DNA hybrid ribonuclease activity; 5'-flap endonuclease activity; DNA binding
Source: RefSeq, a predicted model, not a curated record